Messenger RNA from Scatophagus argus, 5336 nucleotides. Its product is annotated as transcription initiation factor TFIID subunit 4-like. Gene Ontology annotation, biological process: transcription initiation at RNA polymerase II promoter; DNA-templated transcription. The coding region runs from base 42 to 3014 and encodes 990 amino acids. NCBI's taxonomy places the organism in Eukaryota, Metazoa, Chordata, Actinopteri, Scatophagidae. Gene Ontology annotation, molecular function: protein heterodimerization activity; DNA binding; RNA polymerase II general transcription initiation factor activity. The transcript is spliced from 15 exons. The record is from RefSeq and is a predicted model, not a curated record. Gene Ontology annotation, cellular component: transcription factor TFIID complex.
ACAUUCUAAAAUACGAUUUGCACAACGGUCCAACAUCAAAGAUGGCGGGAGCCUCCGACCCACUGGAGGACAUGCUCUUCAAUGAGGUGGAUGAGAAAGCAGUUAGCGACUUAGUUGGCUCUCUGGAAUCACAACUCGGCGAUCGACAGGUUCCCGCUGCUUCAUAUUCCGACGGGAAACGGGAGGGAGCUCCGGCCGCUGUCAGUCAGUUCUCAGGGAAAGUGCGCGAUCAAGUGGGGUCUCUGGAGCAGCCGCAACAAGGGCAUCCAAAAGCGGGGUUAAACCAGGAACCCAGCGCUAAUGAUCCACUCUCCGGCAAAACUCUCACCUCCUCUACCUCCUCUGUUGUUGCCGGGGCCGUAAUAACCGCCGGAGCUAGUCUGCAGACAGUUGGAGCAUCUCCUCCCACUAUUUCCCCCGUACCGGGACCCGUAACUUUGACCACUCAGUCCGCGGCUGCUAGCUUCCACCGGGCUGCUGUCUUGGGUCCGGGCACGGCUCCCAGCACCAAUAUAGCCCCCGCGGCGGACGCUAUAAGGACCGCUUCUCCCGGAUUACAAAGUUUAAACGGCAACGCUGGAGCUGUAAAGUUGGUGAACUCGCCCGCUGUCCCUCCACCAGCCGGGGCCAACACAGUCAUAAGUACUGUCAGUGCCGGGAGCUCCACCAUCAUCGCCCCCAUGGCUUCACAACCCACUUUUCCCGUACCUCAGUCCUCGGUGGCGUCUCCCGCUGGAACUUUGCAGAGGCACCCCAGCCCGGUGGCCAGCGUCGCCCAGAAUGGUGUAGACCCAAAGGGUGCCCAGCUGGUGACUCAGGGUGCACCUUCCCCAUCAGCCUCCACCUCUCAGGUCGUAAACCACAGCAACCCUCUGAUGCGCACCAAGAUGUUGGUGCCUAACCAGUCUGUUUCUGGAAACUCUGUCAUCCUGGCAAACACCCCUCCGCCUGCUGCAGUCCAGUCCACCAUCAGCCAGACUCAGACUGGGACCAGUACAGCUGCGGUCGCCCUGGCUGCUGCCGGGGUGAAGCCUGCCGUGAACGGAGUGGGUCAGCCGGCUGUGACUGUGGUGAGGCCGCCCGGCUCUCCCGUGGUGGCCACCUCCAUCCAGCAGCAGAGACCCGGGCUGGUGGCGAGCUCCACCAGAGCGGCUGCUCCUCAGCCUCCGCUGGCUGUGCGGCCUCAACAGCAGACCACCAUCCAGCUGCCGCCCGGGUUCACCAUGCCUCCUGGUAUGGUUCUGGUGCGGACGGAGACGGGUCAGCUGGUCAUGGUCCCUCAGCAGGUCCUGGCUCAGGCUCAGGCCAAGCAGGGCCAAACGGUGGCCAACAUCGCCCAGAGACCUGCAACGCCGACAGCCGGGGCCACCAUCCGGGUCAGCACCGCCACCACGGCUCCUCAGACCGUCCGCCUGGCCUCCCCAACUCAGACCAGAAUGGUUCAGCCUCCCUCCACCACAGCUGUACAGGCUAUCACGGUGGCGCCCGGCGGUGCGGCGGUGUCGGUGAAGAUGACCACCCCUCAGAAGGCCCAGACAGUGAUGACCGCAGGGGCGACGCCUGUGGCCAAACCCGCCGCCGUCCCGUCUGCCCCCCUGACCAGCACAACGCCCGCUGCGCCCGCAGCACCUGCUGGCAGAGUCACGGUGGUGUCUCAGGAGAUGCAAGAAAACGUGAAGAAAUGCAAGAACUUCCUGGCUACGCUGAUCAAGCUGGCGUCCCACAAUUCGCCCUCCCCAGAAACCUCCAAGAAUGUGAAGGCCCUGGUGCAGGACCUGCUCGAUGCUAAGAUUGAGCCUGAGGAGUUCACCACUCGGCUGCAGGCUGAGCUGAAGUCCUCCCCACAGCCCUACCUCAUCCCCUUCCUCAAGAAAAGCCUCCCGGCCCUGCGUCAGUCGCUGCUCAACAGCCAGCAGUCUCUGGUGACGGUCACCCCCAGCACCUCCGCGCCCCCCCUGGCUGCCCCCGGCUCCGUCACCGCCGCCGCCGCCAUCAGGCCGCGGCUGCCCAUCAGUCCAGCGAGUGGCGCCGUCAGACUGAACCCACCGCUCACAAACACUCUGGCUGUGGGCAGAGCAGGAGUCCAGACUGUACAGACUCGUACGCCUGUUGUCUUCAGUCAGAGUCUCAGACCUCAAGGUACACUCAUAAGGGGACCCACAACUGUAAUUGGCAAAAGUCCGAUUCACCUGGCAGCUCAAGCCAAUCAGAAGAAACUUAGUGACCCAGGGGGCGGGACUUUCAGAGAUGAUGAUGACAUCAACGACGUGGCGUCCAUGGCCGGAGUCAACCUCAACGAGGAAAACGCCCGUAUCCUAGCAACCAGCUCGGAGAUCGUGGGCACCAAGAUCCGCUCCUGUAAGGACGAAUCCUUCCUGCCCACCGGCCUUCUGCACCGCCGCAUCCUGGACACAGCUAAGAAGCUGGGAGUGACUGAGGUGCCGCUGGAGGUGGUGAACUUCAUCUCUCAUGCCACCCAAUCCAGACUGCGCUCCCUGCUGGAGAAGGUCUCAGCUGUCGCUCAGCACCGCACAGACGGGGGAAAGGAUGAAGAGCAUCACGAACAGACGUCAGACGUUCGCUCUCAGCUUCGUUUCUUUGAGCAGCUGGAGCGAAUGGAGAAACAGAGAAAAGAUGAACAAGAGAGAGAGAUUCUGCUGAAGGCGGCCAAGAGUCGCGCCAGACAAGAAGAUCCUGAACAGGCUCGCCUGAAGCAGAAGGCAAAAGAGAUGCAGCAGCAGGAGUUGGCUCAGAUGCGACAGCGAGACGCCAAUCUCACGGCCCUCGCCGCCAUCGGGCCACGCAAGAAGCGCAAGCUCGACUCGCCGGGAGCCAGCACGGCUGGCACGGAGGUGGCUUCAGGCUCGGGUGCAGGCUCCUCCACGGCCACCUCCUCCCGCCAGCAGCUCCGUCAGCGGAUCACACGAGUUAACCUCAGGGACUUCAUCUUCUGUCUGGAGCAGGACCGCUCCACGGCUCGCUCUCUAAUGCUCUACAAGGCGCUGCUGAAAUAAGGGGGUCCCUCCAGGACGAGCACUCGGCCCACUGCAGAUCACAACCUGGACUACACUUCAACCUCCUCCUCCAACCAUCAUAUCCUCAAACGUGUUUCAUGUUGGCCUGAGUCCAUUCUUCAGUCCCUGCAGGAUCUUUUAACCUUCCGUUUGUCUGCUGGUGAACCUUCACCUUUUUUCUUUUUAAAGGAUGUCUCAUUUUUAGCUCAGUCGGGUGUCUGGUUUUGGGCUGCACAUUACAUUUCUGUUUCAUCUUUGUUAAAAUCAAACUCCACCAAUUUAACAUCAUGUUCCUGUGAAGACCAGGUCACACCAGAAAACGUCCUGGAGUCUUGCUCAUGUAGUGACAACUCACAGGUGAACCGCCGUAGCUUAUGAGCUAACUGCUAACUUGCUAGCUUGCCAGGGUAGUGCAGUAGUUCUCUGAGCUUCUCUCUAUUUUGUCUCUCAUUUGUUCUCUUUACUCACCUGAACAUUUUAUUCUGCAUUUCUGUAUUGUCUUUGUUUAUUCCAUCUGCCUGGCGCCUACAUGCCCCACAAUGCAACUGGACUGGAGGUCAGCUUUAACAGAUGCUGUUGUGCUAUGCUGAACCUGUUGAGAUGAGUGAUGUGCAGGUCUGAAACCAGACACUGAGUGUGUUUUCCAGACUGUGAGAUGAGCUCAUCCUGAUGGUUUCUCACAGAGUUUCGACUCCAGCGCUGUACCUGAACAGGUGCCUUCCGAGUCUCAUCUCUCUGAACCUCUUCGCGGCUCCAUUCAGAUUUUCUGUUGGCUUCUUUCUACCUGGAGCCCCCUCAGCCACCACUCAGGACGCCGGGCUCAUGCGCUCUUAAGUCAGUUUGUGUUUUAUUUUUUAACUUUUCUGCUCUCGCUCAGAUCUGUGAUGUUGGUACAGUCAGACAUGAGACCAUCACGUUUGCAUUUUAUGAAGUCGUCAGCCUCGAGAAUAACGAGCUCUGAGGAUGUUUUAUUGAGCAUCACGAUGUUGAUUGUUGUUAGACGAAUGUGCACCGUGAGAACCGCGAAGCUUCGACGGUCACAUGAACGGGAAUGCGACGGUUGGUAGAUCAUUUUAGCGUGCGUGCGUUCGUGUGUUUGUUUGUAGUACAAAGAUGCCGAUGACAGCAAUGGCCGAUUUAAGGAACAUUUCAACAUUUUGGUGAAUCUUUUCUUCUCACAUCUCAGCUGGUUAGCUUAGCACAAAGACUGGCUACAGCUAGCCUGGCUCUGUCCAGAGGUAACAGAGUUCACCUGCCAGCACUGACGAGCGUUACAUCUGGUUUGUUUCAUGGGACUCAGGUGUAAAAACAGCUUGUGGCUUGACUGGAGGUUGCGUGUCUGUUGUCAGUAAUCCAGUGAAAAUACAAUCGUCCAAAUAAAACACACCAGAUACGACAUGUUCAUCAGUGAGCUUUGCAGCUGCUGGUUGGUGUAUAUUGUUACCUUGAAACUGAGCCAGGCUAGCUGUUUCCCCAUUUCCUGUCUUUAUGCUAGGCUAAGCUAGUGGUUUUCCCCCGUUUCCUGUCUUUAUGCUAGGCUAAGCUAGUGGUUUUCCCUCCGUUUCCUGUCUUUAUACAAGGCUAAGUUAGUGGUUUCCCCUCCGUUUCCUGUCUUUAUGCUAGGCUAAGCUAGUGGUUUUCCCUCCAUUUCCUGUCUUUAUGCUAGGCUAAACUAACCACUCAGUCUGACUGUUGUCGGAGAAGAAAAGGCUUUAAAGGUUGAACUGUUCCUUUCACACACUCGAUCCAGUUUCCUGGGAGCUGGCUCUCCCACACGGAGAAAACUCACUCAGGCUAACAAACAUAAAGCUAGCUGUCAGAUCAAACAACAUUCCUACAGUUUCCUCCUCCUCCUCCUCCUCUUCUUCAUCCUGGCUGGCGUGUGAUUGAACUUUUAGCUCGACUAUGAAACAUUAGAAUUCAAACCACAGUCUGAAAACCUCCUGUUUUGUCAGAGUAGAUUAAUUAUGCAGUUUGGCUUCACGAUUUUGCUGUUGAAAGUUUUUAAGAUGAUGUUUUUGGAAAAGGUGUGUACAUCGAAGGUUUUUAACGCUUUAAAUGUCCUUUUCCCCCCUCAUAUCGGGCAUUUGGUUUGUAUAGCGUAGCUCUGAGUGCUAACUGAAGCUGUGGUGUAUGUACUGUAUAUUCAGUCAGAGUCUUCAAUGCACCCACGUAAGGUAUCAUCUGUUGGAAGGACACAAUUUUUGCGACUAUUUAUAUUUCCUACAUUCUGUAUUCAAUCCUGACGCAUUUCAGGCAAUGCAAUUUUACAGUCGUUUGUACCUUUGCAAAAAAAAAUGAAAUAAAGAAAAUGUUAACGGA